Bufo gargarizans (Asiatic toad) is the source of this 1272-nucleotide messenger RNA. RefSeq names its product olfactory receptor 1009-like. The coding region runs from base 1 to 1272 and encodes 423 amino acids. The record is from RefSeq and is a predicted model, not a curated record. Gene Ontology annotation, molecular function: olfactory receptor activity; G protein-coupled receptor activity. NCBI's taxonomy places the organism in Eukaryota, Metazoa, Chordata, Amphibia, Anura, Bufonidae. Gene Ontology annotation, cellular component: membrane. The transcript has 5 exons. Gene Ontology annotation, biological process: G protein-coupled receptor signaling pathway.
AUGUGUGAGGAGAAUCAGACACAGGUCACUCAGAUACAUCUCCUUGGAUUCCGAGGUCUUUACAAUUACAAGACUCUUCUAUUUAUAGUGUUUUUACUGACAUACACAUUUAUCUUAGUUGGAAACCUUUUAAUCAUCCUUUUAGUGAUGACUUUUGACCACCUCAAAACCCCAAUGUUCUUCUUUCUGAAACACUUGUCAACAGCGGAUAUCCUACUAACCACCAGUGUUGUCCCCAUGAUGUUGGACAUAAUAUUAUUUGAGGGAGAUAUUUUGCCCUUUUGGGGCUGUAUUAUGCAGUUGUAUUCCUUUGGUAUAUUUGGAUUUGUUCAAUGUUUCCUCAUUGCUGUCAUGUCAUUUGACCGAUAUUUGGCCAUUUGCCACCCUUUACGUUACUCUUCAAUAAUGAAUCCAGAUCUUUGUCUCCAGCUCGUUAUUGGAUCAUGGUUUUUAGUCAGUGUGUUGAUAUCCAGUGAAAUUAUUGUUAUUAUCCAAUUUGACUUCUGUGGCUUGAAUGACGUUGACCACUUCUUCUGUGACUUUGGUCCCGUAGUAGAAUUGGCCACAUCAGACAUUUCCAUUUUGAUGCUGCAAGACUUUGUUAUCUCCAUUUGCAUGAUCUUUUCCCCAUUUGCUUUUAUUAUUAUGACUUACUUUUCUAUUUUCAUCACCAUAAUCAAAAUGUCUUCGACUUAUGGUAGGAGAAAAGCGUUCUCCACUUGUAGCUCUCACCUGACCACAGUGUGUGCAUAUUAUGGAACCCUAAUCACAGUUUACAUGGCUCCAUCUAAUGAAAGCACAUCUAAUAUAAACAAAUACAGAUCUCUAUUGUACAUAGUAGUGACACCAGUGAUGAACCCCAUCAUCUACAGCCUCAGGAACAAAGAGAUCAAGAGUAGAGUUGAAGCCAUACCUGGCGAAACGCUUCGGAUGAAAAAGGAAAUCAACCGUAGAGAGUGGGAGUGUUUUCGUCAGCUGGCCCUAGAAGCAAAUGCAGAAGGAUUGGUCUGUCCGGAGUCCCUGUGGGAGCUCUUGGAGACUAUGUUGCAGAAGGGAUAUGACGAGCUGGGUUCUCGUGGAGAGAAACAGACCACUGUGAGGAGAAUGGCUAACAUCCAGUGGCAGAGGAAUGGCAAGAUUCAUUCUAAGGGAGCCUAUUUAAAAAAGUGGUCAGACCUAAAACGCCACAAAAUGGAUCUCAUAGAAGAGAUCAGAGACAAAAAUUGUCCAGGGUCAGACAGGACUUCAUCUGCUUUAUACACCAAACAAUGA